AUGAAGGAAUAUAAUGCCACAAUCGAGUUCUAUUGGUCACCGUUGCUCGUAGAAUCUAAUUGCGAUAAUCCAGAUUCCCAUCACGUCAAAGACCGUGUACUCAGAAUCAAAUCAAUCGAAAAACAUGCUCGGCAUUGGACCGAUGCGGAUAUACUCAUCUUUAAUUCCUUUAUGUGGUGGCAUAAUCCAACUAUGACAAUCUUCGGUGAGAGUUUGAACGACGGAAACUGCUACAACGUGACGGAGCCAAUAAUGAAGGAGGACUAUUGGGGAAUUGCGACGGAUGUUGAUAUGAUGCACAUUGCGGAAUCGACUAUACGAAAAUUGGAGGAACGAGGCCUAAGAGUUGAAUAUUUGAAUAUAACGCAUUUAUCGGACUAUAGAAAAGAUGCUCAUUCAUCGAUUUACAGGCAAUUCUUUCAUCUAAGCGACGAUCAAUUAUCGAAUCCGAAAAGCUAUUCGGAUUGUGUUCAUUGGUGUCUUCCUGGAGUUCCUGAUGUUUGGAAUCAGAUAUUUUAUUCUUACAUCAUCAAUUCCUUAUAA
Molecule: messenger RNA, 543 nt
Organism: Erythranthe guttata (spotted monkey flower)
Lineage: Eukaryota; Viridiplantae; Streptophyta; Magnoliopsida; Lamiales; Phrymaceae
Source: RefSeq, a predicted model, not a curated record